Messenger RNA from Lodderomyces pseudojiufengensis, 1551 nucleotides. RefSeq lists its product as uncharacterized. NCBI's taxonomy places the organism in Eukaryota, Fungi, Ascomycota, Pichiomycetes, Serinales, Debaryomycetaceae. The record is from RefSeq and is a predicted model, not a curated record. The coding region runs from base 1 to 1551 and encodes 516 amino acids. The transcript has a single exon. Gene Ontology annotation, cellular component: lipid droplet.
AUGUCUAAAGUAAUCGCAGUAUAUCUAGCUGAAUUUGAUGUUAGAUCUGGAUAUAAACUACUAUGGUCAUACUCAACUAUAGAUAAUUUUGUAUUUGAUGCAAUAGAAUAUAAAUCAUUACCUAGUGGAAUUCAUGAUUUCAAAAAUGCAACCACAUAUAUAAGUCAUAAAUCAAAUAAUAAAAUAUAUUAUGGAUUAAGUUGUUUUAGACAAUUUAACAUUGAUGAUUUGGGAGAUAAUAAUGAUCGUAAUAAUUUGAAAAUGUUUACAAUUGGAAUUCUUUGUGAACCAAUAAAAAGUGAAUGGAAACCAAAUGAAUUUGUAAAUAAUGGUUGGGAAUAUAUUGAUGAAAUAAAUGAAGUAUUAGAUCUAUUGGAAGAAGAUGUUAAAAAGAAUCAUAAAUUAGAUAUUGAAAAAUUUUCAAAAAAGUUUAAAAGUAUUGGAUCAAAUUCAAAUUUAUCACUACCUAAAGAACCAAUUGUUAAAAACCAUUUACUAUUAAAUCUACCUAAAUUAUUUGAAUUAACGGGGCCUUUAGUGUUUACAAUAUAUAAACAAAGUUUAUUAAGAAAAAACAUACUAUUUUUUAAUGAAACUCAUGUCACAGAAGAACAAGAAGAUACUUAUCGAAUUCUUACAUCUUUCAGUUAUUUAAUAGCGAUAUUAUCUGUAAUUCCUAAAGAUAUUAAAAUCACUUCAAAAUUAAGUUCACAACAACCAUUAUAUAAUAUUGGAUUAAAUGAAUUAUCAACAGAUUUAUUGGAAGAUUUUAAACAGAAUGGAUAUAUAGGUGUUACAAGUGAUGAGAUUUUAAAAAGUCAUAAAAUAUAUGAUAUUGGAGUUGAGGUUCAAAAUAAUAAUGCAAUAGCGUUUCAACAAAGUGAUAAAGAAAAACUACUAAAAUCAACUAUUAGAGAUUAUCAUAAAUUUCAAUCACUUUAUACUAAAUUAACAAGUAAAGAAUUCAAAUUUACAAAUAAUUCUAAUAUUUCUACAGAUGAUUUGAAUUCAAUAAAUUCAACUGAUCCAAAACAAUUUAAAUUAUAUACAGAUAUAUCACCUCAACAAGUAUUAAAUGAACCUUCUUGGUGGAAAUCAAAUGCAACUGAACCAGUAUCUUGGUCUGAAUCAUUUUGGUCAGCUUUUUCAUGGUUUGCUUCUGCUGGUCAACAAAUGAAUGGUGAAGAAGAAGAAGAGGAAGAAGAAGAAAAUAUUACUGUUUCAACUUCUCCAUCACCUACUACUAAACUAGAUUUAACUGAAUUGUUAAGUGUUAUUGGCUAUUUUCAUAGAUUAACUACCAAAUGGUUCAAAUAUAUUGAUGAUUUAAUUAAUGAAACAAAAGAAGAAUUACAAAUUUUAGAAUCUGAUCAACAAGAAUUAAUUGAUAAAGUUGAUUUAAAUAUUUCAUAUCAAGAUAUCUUAGAUAUGGAUUUAGAUCCUUAUAGCUCACAAGAUAUUGAAUUUUUAAAAGAAUUUAUAUCUUUAUAUUUCGAUGAUAAAGUUGACAAUGUAAAUAUUGGAUAUAAUUUGACAAAAAUAUGCUGUUGA